GUGGCGCGGAAUUGUCAUCAGUCCACACAUUUUCAACAAGUUAGUUUUCUCAAGUAUGAAGUUUUAUAAUCAUAAUCAGUGUUAAUAAUCGGACAGAGAGCGUGUGAAGCGCAGGAUGACGCAGAAACAGACGCUAGAGGUGCGCUUUGUGCCCGAUGAAGAUGUUCGGGAUCAUAUUGUGGAGAAACAGCAAGACACAAAGGCAGUGAACGGAUCGGUGCAGACGCUGGUGAGCCUGAAAACCUCCCAGAAAAGCCGGAGAUCUGCUGAAGAUGAUGAUGAAGAUGAGGAUGAGGAGGUGUUCAGCGAGCAGCAGUAUGUGGAGGCGCUCUGCACUGCAGAAACAGAUGAGUGUGAGAGUGCUGGUGGAUCCUCCGUCUUCUCUUUCCAGACCAUCAAGCGCAGGAAUAAAAUGGCUCAGAUGCUCCAGAUGGGCUUUAAUAUCCUCCUGUAUGGUCUGGGCUCUAAGCAGCUGCUGCUGGAGAAGUUUCGCUCCUCGAUGCUCUCUGAUUAUGAUCAUGUGGUGGUCAACGGCUUCUUCCCCAGCAUCACGCUCAAAUCCAUCCUGAACAGCAUCACGGUGGAUGUGUUUGAACACCAGGGAAGUUUCCGGAACCCAGCGGAGCAGAUGGACUUCAUCACCCGGACCCUCAGAGGAGACCCGUCCAAUCACGUGUUCCUGAUCAUCAAUAACAUCGACGGGCCGAUGCUGAGGGGCGACAGGAACCAGCAGGCUCUGGGUCAGCUGGCGGCGCUACCCAACAUGCACCUGCUGGCCUCCAUCGACCACAUCAACGCCCCGCUGGUGUGGGAUCAUGCUAAGAUGAGCAUGUUUAACUGGCUGUGGUUCGAGAGCACCACGUACCGCUCGUACACCGAGGAGACGUCUUACGAGAACUCACUGCUGGUGCAGCAGACGGGGGCGCUGGCGCUCAGCUCACUCACACACGUGCUGCGCAGCCUCACACCCAACGCCAGGGGAAUCUUCAGAUUACUGGCAGAGUUUCAGCUGGAGAAUAAGGAUAAUCCUGCGUACAGCGGUUUGUCUUUCCAGGAUUUCUACCAGCGCUGCCGAGAGUCUUUCCUGGUGAACAGCGACAUCACACUGCGCACGCAACUCACCGAGUUCAAAGACCACAAACUCAUCCGCAACAAGAAGGGUGCAGACGGUGUGGAGUAUCUGCUGAUCCCCGUGGACAACGGGACGCUCUCUGACUUUCUGGAGAAGAACGAUGUGGAGUAAAAGACGAUGAACUUUAUCAUCACAUCACUGAUCUGCUUAUGUGUUCAGGAGUCGUCAGGUUUGAGAGUCGACAGCAGCGUGCGUGCGUGCGUGUGUGUGUGUGUGUGUGUGUGUGUGUGUGUGUGUGGCACUUCAUUCUGUAGCUCUAUCAUGUACAGUAUUCUGUAAAGCUUUGUAGAAUCAUAACAAUAAAUCUUCUUCUGCA
This is a messenger RNA of Danio rerio (zebrafish), 1448 nucleotides long. It is a transcript of the gene orc2, whose product is annotated as origin recognition complex, subunit 2. Gene Ontology annotation, biological process: DNA replication. Gene Ontology annotation, molecular function: DNA replication origin binding. Gene Ontology annotation, cellular component: nucleus; origin recognition complex; nuclear origin of replication recognition complex. The record is from RefSeq and is marked provisional. Lineage: Eukaryota; Metazoa; Chordata; Actinopteri; Cypriniformes; Danionidae.